CAUCAAAACCCUAACAACUCAGAACCCAAGACCCUACCUUUUUCCUUCGUUACAUCGCAAAAGAUGGCCCUUUUCAAACCGGCCUUCCUCAAUCACCUCAAAAUCCUCGCCCAUCCCCGCCACCGUUCUCCGCCCUCUUUCAUUGCUCUCCGCUGCCUCUCAUUUAGCACCCCAGAAGAAGCCGCCGCCGAACGCCGCCGCCGCAAGCGUCGACUCCGAGUCGAACCGCCACUCUCGUUUGCCCAGCGCUCUCAACAACAGGCUCAGCAGGUGGCUCCACCGAAACCGAUCCAAAACCCGAACGCCCCUAAAGUUCCCGAACCCGUCACUGCGCUAACCGGCAACCGCCUCAACCUCCACAACAAGAUCUUGAAGCUCAUCCGUGAAAACGACCUCGAUGAGGCCGCUCUAUACACGCGCCACUCCGUUUAUUCCAAUUGCCGCCCCACGAUUUACACUGUCAACGCCGUAUUAAACGCCCAGCUACGCCAAUCGAAAUACGCCGAUCUCCUCUCCCUGCAUCGGUUCAUAACCCUAGCUGGAAUUGCCCCAAAUGUGAUCACACACAAUCUUAUCUUCCAAACUUACCUCGACUGCAAAAAACCCGAUACUGCCCUCGAACAUUACAAGCAGUUCAUCAAUGAGUCCCCUGUGAAUCCUUCUCCUACUACUUACAGGAUUUUAGUGAAAGGGCUUGUGGAUAAUGGGAAAUUCGAGAAGGCUUUGGAAAUGAAGGAGGAAAUGGCGGAGAAAGGUUUGGCUCCUGACCCUAUCGUUUAUAGUUUCUUAAUGUUUGGUUCUGCCAAGAACGGUGAUUCAGAUGGGAUUUUUAAGCUUUUUGAGGAAUUAAAAGAGAAAAAAGAUGGGGUUUUGGAAGAUGGGGUCGUUUAUGGGAGUUUAAUGAACGGGUAUUUCAUGAAGGGAAUGGAGAAAGAAGCUAUGGAGUGUUAUGAACAAGCUUGUGGAGAGAAUUCAAGGGUUAAAAUGAGUGCUGUUGCUUAUAAUUAUGUUCUGGAUGCAUUAAGUAAGAAUGGUAAAUUCGAUGAGGCUUUAAGGUUGUUUGAUAGGAUGAAAAAUGAGCAUAGCCCUCCUAGGAGGUUAGCUGUGAAUUUGGGGAGCUUUAAUGUGAUUGUCGAUGGAUAUUGCGCUGAAGGUAAGUUUAAGGAAGCCAUUGAUGUUUUCAAGUCAAUGCGCGAUUAUAGGUGUAGUCCGGAUACUUUGUCGUUUAACAAUUUGAUUGAUCAAUUAUGUCGAAAUGGAUUGUUGUGUGAAGCUGAGGAACUAUAUGGUGGAAUGGGAGAUGAAGGGAUUAGCCCUGAUGAGUAUACUUAUGUUUUGCUGAUGGAUGCUUGUUUUAAAAUGGGUAGAAUCGAUGAUGGGGCUUCAUAUUUUAGGAAGAUGGUGGAGGCAGGUUUGAGGCCGAACUUGGCUGUUUAUAAUAGAUUGGUUGAUGAAUUGGUUGAAGUUGGGAAAGUAGACGAGGCAAAAACGUUUUACGAUACUAUGGUGAAGAAGCUUAAGAUGGAUGAUUCGAGCUAUAAGUUUAUAAUGAAAGCACUUAGUGAUGUGGGGAAGUUCGAUGAUGUGCUGAAAAUGGUUGAUGAGAUGUUGGAUGAGGAAAGCUCUGAUUUCACUGAGGAGUUGCAAGAAUAUGUUAAAGAGUUGUUAAGAAAUGUAGGGAGAGAAGAUGAGUUAACAAAGCUUAUGGAGGAGAAAGAGAGAAUUAAAGCCGAAGCUAAAGCUCGAGAAAUUGAAGCUGCAGAAGCAGCCAAGAGAAGUGCAAAAGCGGCUGUCUCAUCUAUUCUUCCAUCUAAGUUAUUUGGGAAGAAAGAAGAUGAAUCUGACUCAACCGUGGCAAAUGAAAGCGGUAAAGUGCCGGAUGAAGAUGAGAGUGAAGGGUCUAUUGAGGAAGCUACCGUUAUGGAGUCAGUUUCAGAUUCAAAUCCUGUUGAUGCAAAGCAACCAUUCUGAUAGCAGGAAGUAGCUCCGUUGUUUUGAAGGAUAAGGUAAGAUCUUAUAUGUUCAUUUACGGACUCAAUUUUAUCAGCUUGUCUAUCUGUAAUUAGGGGAUUAAAGAAAAUUGGGUUCUAGAGUCACUCUGAUUUCUAAAUAUUGAUGGCAAUACUGGUUCAAUAAUUAUUGUUAGAAAGAUCAGAGAGAAGCAAUUGAGACUUGUCAUUCAAAAUUAUAUGAUGAUAUGAAUGUAAUGAAUGAUUAUGAGGGAUUUGCAGAUCAA
This is a messenger RNA of Gossypium raimondii (Peruvian cotton), 2236 nucleotides long. Its product is annotated as pentatricopeptide repeat-containing protein At3g49240, mitochondrial. Bases 64 to 1971 code for a protein of 635 amino acids. The record is from RefSeq and is a predicted model, not a curated record. Gene Ontology annotation, molecular function: protein binding. The transcript has a single exon. NCBI's taxonomy places the organism in Eukaryota, Viridiplantae, Streptophyta, Magnoliopsida, Malvales, Malvaceae. Gene Ontology annotation, cellular component: chloroplast.